GAUCCAUCAAACCCUUCCAUCUCUCAACUCCUUUUUCCUUUCCAUCUCUCCUCUUCUCCUCUCUCUCUCUCUCUCUUUCUCAACUCCCCAAUCCCCAAUUCCGCAAACCCUAGACCUCCAAUCUCCAAUCCCUCUCUCCCGAUCCGCCAUCGCCGCCGCCGCCACCAUCGGCUUGAUCGCCAUGCUCGACGAACUGCCGGAUUCCUCCUGAUCGCCUUCUCCUCCGAAGGCCUCUUCGGUCUCCCCCUCCUUUGUAUGGAAACACGCAGCCGCAAGCGGGCGGAGGCCUCUUCUGCAGCGCCUUCUACUCCCUCAUCCUCAUCCUCCCGCCCUUCCAAGCGCUCCCGCUCUUUCCCCCCUCCUCUCCCUUCCGUCACCACCCGUUCCCGCUCCGCCGCCAUCGUCGCCAACACCACCGCCAUGGAUUCCUCUGAAUCCUCCCCAGCUCCUCGCCGCCGUGGCCCUGCCAGAACUCACCAACCUCCUCCUCCUCCGGCUGAUGAUUCGUCGUCCAGCAAAGGCAAGGAGCGCGAAACCCCUGAGGGCUCUUCCCGGCCUCGUGCUGAUCGCGAUCGUGACGCUGAACGCAUCCUCGGCCUCAGCUUCGAUGGCGGCGGCGGCGGCGGUAAUGAUGAUGACAUCGAUAGCGAGGGCGGCGCUGGAGGUAUCUUCCAACAUAACUUCGCUGGUAGCGCCCUUCAGGGCCUUCUUCGCAAACUUGGUGCUGGCCUUGAUGACCUCCUCCCCUCCUCGACAGGCGCCCCUUCGUCCUCCUCACACCAGAGCGGGAGGCUCAAGAAGAUCUUGACUGGGCUGAGAGCAGAUGGCGAGGAAGGACGGCAGGUGGAGGCGCUGACCCAGCUUUGCGAGAUGCUUUCCAUUGGAACCGAGGAGUCGCUGGGUUCCUUUUCUGUUGACUCCUUUGUUCCUGUUCUUGUGGGACUUCUCAACCAUGAGAGCAACCCGGACAUUAUGUUGCUCGCUGCCCGAGCCCUUACUCACCUCUGUGAUGUCUUGCCUUCUUCUUGUGCUGCAGUUGUUCAUUAUGGUGCUGUUCCAUGCUUCUGUGCCCGGCUUCUCACAAUUGAAUACAUGGACUUGGCGGAGCAGUCUCUACAAGCUUUGAAGAAGAUAUCACAAGAACAUCCCACUGCUUGUCUGCGGGCUGGUGCUCUUAUGGCGGUAUUGUCCUAUCUCGACUUCUUUUCCACUGGUGUUCAGCGGGUAGCACUUUCUACUGCUGCAAAUAUGUGUAAAAAACUCCCAUCAGAUGCAGCUGAUUUUGUGAUGGAAGCUGUUCCAUUGCUUACAAACCUUCUCAACUAUCAUGAUUCAAAAGUUCUAGAGCAUGCCUCUGUUUGUCUGACUCGUAUUGCAGAGGCUUUUGCAUCAUCACCUGAAAAGUUAGAUGAACUCUGUAACCAUGGGUUAGUCACACAAGCUGCGGGGCUGAUAUCUGUUAGUAAUACAGGAGGAGGGCAAGCCUCUCUCAGUUCAUCUACAUACACGGGUUUAAUCCGCCUUCUCUCGACUUGUGCCAGUGGAUCCCCAUUAGGAGCCAAAACACUUCUACUUCUUGGAAUAAGUGGCAUCCUUAAGGAUAUCCUCAGUGGUUCUGGCCUUGUUGCCAGUAUUUCUGUUUCACCUACUGUAACAAGGCCGGCAGAUCAGAUUUAUGAGAUUGUGAAUCUUGUGGAUGAGCUUCUACCGCCACUGCCUCAAGGAACCAUUUCUCUCCCAAUCUGCUCAAAUAUUCUUGUAAAAGGAUCAGCAAUAAAGAGAUCCUGCAGUGGCAGUGGUAAUAAGUCGGAUGAAGUUAAUGGAGCAUCGAAUGAAGUUUCUGCUCGUGAGAAGUUAUUGCAUGAUCAACCUGAACUUUUGCAGCAGUUUGGGGCAGACCUACUGCCUGUUGUUAUACAGGUUUAUGGUUCUAGUGUAAGUGGGCCAGUUCGGCAUAAAUGUCUGUCUGCUAUCGGAAAGUUAAUGUAUUUCAGUACAGCUGAUAUGAUCCAGUCUCUACUUAGUGCUACAAAUAUAUCAAGCUUCUUAGCUGGUGUCUUAGCAUGGAAGGAUCCUCAAGUAUUAAUCCCUGCUCUACAAAUCGCGGAGAUUCUUAUGGAGAAGCUUCCUGGAACAUUUUCCAAGAUGUUUAUCAGAGAAGGGGUUGUGCAUGCUGUUGAUGCACUUAUAUGCUCGGAUUUGUCAAGUUCAGUUCCUUCUCAGGCUUCUGCUGCUGAAAAGGAUAAUGAUACCACACCUGGAACAUCUUCACGUUCUCGGCGUUCUCGGCGCCGUGGCAGCACAAACACCGAAAACAGCUUGUUGGAUGAAUCAAAAGGUGUUGUGUCUGGAAGUGUUAGUACGCCCCCGACUACUAUUGAAGUUCCGUCUGCAAAUUCUAGUCUCCGUGCCACUGUUAGUGCCUGUGCAAGGGCUUUCAAAGACAAAUACUUUCCAGCAGAUCCCUUGUCGGCUGAUGUUGGAGUAACAGAUGAUCUACUUCGUCUGAAAAAUCUUUGCUCAAAGUUGAAUGCUGACGUUGAAGAUGUCAAGACAAAAGCUAAGGGUAAAUCAAGGGCCUCUAGUGCUUGCUCUUUUGAUAUCUCCACUGAUAAUGAGGAGCAUUUGAAUGAUGUUAUAAGUGAGAUGCUCUUUGAACUCUGUAAAGGAGAUGGUGUAUCCACAUUUGAGUUCAUUGGAAGUGGGGUUGUUGUAGCUUUGCUUAAUUAUUUCUCUUGUGGAACAUUUUUGAAGGAGAAAAUAUCAGAAGCUAACCUCCCCAAGCUUCGUCAGCAGGCACUUCGUAGAUAUAAAUCAUUUAUUGCAACUGCUUUGCCUGCCAGUGUUAAUGGAGGGAAAGAACUGCCAAUGACUGUCUUGGUUAAGAAGCUUCAAAAUGCUCUAUCUUCUUUGGAACGUUUUCCAGUUGUACUCAGCCAUUCAUCUAGGUCAUCUAGUGGAGGUGCACGUCUGUCUUCUGGCCUCAGUGCAUUAUCCCAACCCUUUAAGCUGCGCCUAUGCCGAGCACAAGGUGAAAAAUCCCUUCGUGAUUAUUCUUCAAAUAUUGUACUCAUUGAUCCUUUGGCAAGUCUAGCAGCAGUGGAAGAGUUUCUCUGGCCAAGGGUCCAGAGGAGUGAGUCUGGACAAAAGCCUGCUCUGCUGGCUGGGAAUUCUGAUUCUGGAGCUGCCUCUACUGGUGCUGGUGCUGCAAUGCCUGCAUCUGCUCCUGCUUCUGGUCGACGUCCUGCUACUAGAUCUAGAUCAUCACUAACCAUUGGAGGAGCUCGAAAGGACACUAAUGAGGGAAAUGCAAGUUCUUCUAAAGGAAAGGGUAAAGCUGUUCUAAAAUCUAAUGCUGAUGAAGCAAAAGGACCUCAGACAAGAAACACUUCUCGUAGAAGAGCAUUGUUAGAUAAGGACACCAAUAUGAAACCUGCACAUGGCGAUUCUACAUCGGAGGAUGAGGAAUUGGAUGUAUCUCCAGCGGAAAUUGAUGAGGCUUUGGUGAUUGAAGAGGAUGAUGUUUCAGAGGAUGAAGAUGAUGAUCAUGAUGAGGUUUUAAGGGAUGAAUCUCUUCCUGUUUGUGUACCUGAGAAGGUUCAUGAUGUAAAAUUGGGAGAUUCAGCGGAUGAUGCUGCUGUUGCUUCUUCUGCAAAUGAUAGUCAAGUGCAACCUUCAUCUGGUUCCAUUAAUAGGACUGCUGCUACCAGAGGCCAAGACACUGAGUUUAGAAGUGGAAAUGCUUUUGGUUCAAGGGGUGCCAUGUCAUUUGCAGCGGCUGCCAUGGCUGGACUUGCAUCUGUAAGUGGCAGAGGUAUCAGAGGUGGGCGAGACCGCCGAGGAUUUCCCACUGGUGCCAGUAUCAAUGAUCAUUAUAAUAAAUUAAUAUUUACCUCUGGUGGAAAGCAGCUUAGCAAACACUUGACCAUAUAUCAGGCUAUUCAACGUCAGCUUGUGCUUGAUGAAGAUGAUGAUGACAGAUAUAAUGGUUCUGACUUUGUGGCCAGUGAUGGUAGUAGGCUUUGGAGUGAUGUUUUCACUAUCACUUACCAAAAGGUAGAUACCCAGCCUGAUAGGGUUGCUGCUGGAGGUUCAAAUUCUGUCACUGCUAAAUCUUCCAAAUCAACUUCUGCUUCCAAUUCUGGUGAUGGCAGUGAUAGUCGAUUGCAGCAGAUGUCCCUUCUUGAUAGCAUUCUACAAGGAGAACUUACCUGUGAUCUUGAAAAAUCAAACCCCACCUACAAUAUUUUGGCAUUAUUACGAGUCUUGGAGGGGCUUAAUCAGCUGGCUCCUCGCUUAAGGGUGCAAGCAGUGUCUGAUGAUUUUGCAGAAGGGAAGAUUUCAACUCUAGAUGAUCUUUAUAAAGCUGGAGCAGGAGUUCCUCGAGAGGAGUUUGUCAAUAGCAAGUUAACUCCUAAACUGGCUCGACAAAUUCAAGAUGCUCUUGCAUUGUGCAGCGGAAGUCUCCCUUCAUGGUGUUACCAGAUGACUAAAGCAUGCCCUUUCUUGUUUCCCUUUGAAACAAGAAGGCAAUAUUUUUACUCAACUGCUUUUGGUAUAUCUCGUGCAUUGCAUCGGCUACAACAGCAACAAGGUGCUGACAGUCAUUCUGCAAAUGAGAGAGAGGUUCGAGUUGGCCGAUUGCAGCGACAAAAGGUUCGUGUUUCUAGAAACCGGAUUCUGGAGUCUGCUCUGAAAGUUAUGGAGAUGUAUUCUAGCCAAAAGGCUGUUCUUGAAGUUGAAUAUUUUGGUGAGGUAGGAACUGGAUUAGGUCCAACCUUGGAGUUCUAUACUCUCUUAAGCCAUGAUCUGCAAAAGGUUGGACUUGGAAUGUGGAGAUCCAAUGCUACAUUGGAUAAUACAUCAAUGCAUAUUGAUGGGGAUGAGCUGAAAGAUGGAAAUAGUGAUGAGAUUUUGGGUGAGAAAAAGCCUAGAUCUGAUCUGGCUUUUGGAAGUAAUAAUCAUAUUCAAGCUCCACUUGGGUUGUUCCCCCGCCCUUUGUCUCCUAAUACAGAGGUUUCUGAAGGUAGCCAGUUCUCUAAAGUCAUUGAAUAUUUCCGCCUUGCUGGGCGAGUGAUGGCGAAAGCUCUACAAGAUGGACGGCUAUUGGACUUGCCUCUUUCACCUGCAUUUUACAAACUUAUGCUGGGCUAUGAACUUGAUUUACAUGACAUUCUUGCAUUUGAUUCUGAGUUCGGAAAGAUUUUGCAAGAAAUGCAAGUCCUUGUCAAUCGGAAAAAAUCUUUAGAAGCUAUGGCUGACUAUAGUGAGAAGGCAGUUGCUGAUUUACGCUUCCGUGGUGCUGCUAUUGAGGAUCUAUGCCUGGAUUUUACACUCCCUGGCUAUCCUGAUUACCUUCUUAACGAAGGAGAAGGCACACUGGUUGAUAUUGACAAUUUGGAAGAGUAUAUUUCUUUGGUCGUUGAUGCAACUGUGAAGACUGGAAUUACACGACAGAUGGAUGCUUUUAGAGCAGGUUUUAACCAGGUCUUCGACAUCACUACUCUUCAGAUAUUUUCUCCACAAGAGCUAGAUUACCUACUUUGUGGUCGUAGGGAGUUGUGGGAGCCUGAUUCACUGGUUGACCAUAUCAAAUUCGAUCAUGGAUACACUGCUAAAAGCCCUGCUAUCAUCAAUCUACUGGAAAUCAUGGGAGAAUUUAGCCCAGAGCAACAGCAUGCUUUCUGCCAAUUUGUAACCGGUGCCCCUAGACUUCCACCUGGUGGUCUUGCCGCAUUGAAUCCAAAACUAACCAUUGUCAGGAAGCAUUCAUCAACUGCCUCAAACAUUGCUUCAAAUGGCGCUGUGACCUCAGAAUCAGCAGAUGAUGACUUGCCGAGUGUUAUGACUUGCGCUAAUUACCUCAAACUGCCUCCAUACUCAACAAAGGAUAUCAUGUACAAGAAACUUCUUUAUGCGAUCUCCGAAGGCCAGGGAUCAUUUGAUCUGUCAUAAUUUCAACACUAACUAUCCUGCUCAAUCUUUGCCCUCAUUUUCUACAACCCGGUAAAGCGCUACAUAUAUAUAUAUAUAUACCUACCAACCAGUGAGUGCAAUUGAAUCUGGUUAAAUUUCUUCGUCAGGGGUUUUCGAAAAAGCGGCAUUCUGUUUUUGAUCCUGUACAUUCUCAUUAUAUCCUUUGUAGGCGCAAACUUUUAUUUCUUACCAUAAAAAAAAAAAAUUCAAGGGGUUUUCCAUUUUCAUUUUGACCAUCAAUAAUAUUAGGCGUACGGUAUUGUAGUAGUAUUGGCCAAUCCUUAUUACUAUAAUUGCUUUCCAAUAGAUCAUUGCUCUGAAAUGCGAGUCUGUCCUACCCCUCCUCCCAACUCUUUGUAAAUAAAGGAUGCUUUCUUAUUAUGACGUCACUAUAUAUAUAUAUAUAUAUCGAAUGUAUCAUUGACUGAGGAAUGCUGGGAGGAAAUAAAUUCUUUGUAUUUUUAUGCUUGCAAGUGAAGCAUUAAAACAGUUAUAAUUUA
Molecule: messenger RNA, 6476 nt
Organism: Dioscorea cayenensis subsp. rotundata (Guinea yam)
Lineage: Eukaryota; Viridiplantae; Streptophyta; Magnoliopsida; Dioscoreales; Dioscoreaceae
Product: E3 ubiquitin-protein ligase UPL3
Exons: 17
Coding region: 256-5955 (1899 amino acids)
Biological process (GO): protein polyubiquitination; proteasome-mediated ubiquitin-dependent protein catabolic process
Molecular function (GO): ubiquitin protein ligase activity; protein binding
Source: RefSeq, a predicted model, not a curated record